Molecule: messenger RNA, 2189 nt
Organism: Exophiala xenobiotica
Lineage: Eukaryota; Fungi; Ascomycota; Eurotiomycetes; Chaetothyriales; Herpotrichiellaceae
Exons: 3
Coding region: 311-1864 (517 amino acids)
Biological process (GO): transmembrane transport
Cellular component (GO): membrane
Molecular function (GO): transmembrane transporter activity
Source: RefSeq, a predicted model, not a curated record
CUUUUCGGUCAAGUCAACCGAACUUCGCGCCAGCUUCCAUACGGGCCGUCUUCCUCUCACAGAAGACGUCGAGGCGGCUCAGCCAUUGUCGGUUGACCUCCGGACCCCAAGAAUUAUGGUGUCUAUUCUUCUUCCAUCUAUUUGAUUGUUCUGGCCUGACCGUACAUUGGAGAUUAUAUAGCCUGAAGUGAUGAGUUCAUCUGAAUCACAUACAACACUAACAUUCUAGACAUCAUGGGUUGAGGAUCUGCAUAUAUCAGGAGACACACCGACGUACAGUUUCUGUCUGGACACUUUUCGCCGACGGUCGAUGUCAAGAUAUUUGGCCGGAGAGUAUUCAGGUCACCGCUUCUCUAAUUGGAUUUUGUGUGUAUUGCUACGAGCAUUUCAUAUUUGGGGUUCUUCUGUCAUGCAGACCGUCAAUUCAUCGUCGGGUGGUAGCUCAACCGCCAUCAUCGAGCUUCCAGCGAGUCCUCAUGUUCGAAUGGAUGUGCAGAGAGCAACGGCCAUCCCCGAACAUCCGCCAACUUCACCUCAACCGCCUCUAGAGGCUUCCGAACCUCAAUUGCAGAAGUGGAAUUCACCUCGGAUCAACAUCUGGCGCUGCGCUGGGACCUUCUGGUCAUUCGUCAUCUUGGGAGCCAACGAUGCUGCCAUUGGUGCUCUGAUCCCUUACCUUGAGGAGUGGUAUAACGUCAAUUAUACCGUCAUCUCUUUGGUCUUUCUCAGUCCCAUAAUAGGCUAUACAUUGUCUGCACUGUUGAAUAACCACAUACACGUUGUUUAUGGACAGCGAGGUGUGGCGUGCAUUAUGAGCUUGUCACAUCUGCUCGGAUAUGUCGCUGUGUGUCUCCAUCCUCCUUUUCCCGUGCUAGUGGUGGUUUAUAUCCUCGUUGGGUUUGGAAACGGUCUGGGAGACAGUGGCUGGAACGCCUGGAUAGGCGACAUGGCCGACGCUAACGAGGUUCUGGGCUUCCUCCAUGGCUUCUAUGGUGUCGGCGCAGCCUUGUCUCCGCUCAUCGCCACGACUGUAGUCACGCAAGCCGGCUGGAAAUGGUAUGAAUUCUACUACAUACUGGUUGGUGGCGCAGCUAUUGAAGUCAUGGUACUUGUUGGCACGUUUUGGAAAGCGGACGCGCGAGCCUUCCGUGCCCAACGCUUGACGACGGCCGAUGCUGAGAUUUCCAACGAGUCCGAACCUGCUCCACGUGAGACUCAAGAACAAUCCACCUUGAAGAAGCUCAAUCCAUUUGGCAAGAGAGAAAAGGGCAAGAGCAAGACGAUUGAAGCGGUUAAGAACAGAGUCACAAUACUUGCAUCCUUGUUCUUGCUCGCGUACGUUGGCGUCGAAGUGAGCAUAGGAGGCUGGAUCGUCACCUUCAUGCUACGAGUUAGAAAAGGCUCGCCGUUUGCGUCUGGCAUGACAUCGACAGGAUUCUGGCUGGGCAUCACCGUCGGGCGAUUUGUUCUCGGUUUCGUUACCGGUCGAUUGUUUCCGAGCGAGAGGUGGGCUGUGACCACAUACCUCGCCUGCAGCGUGGGCUUACAACUCUUAUUUUGGCUCAUUCCGAACUUCUAUGUCAGUUCCGUCAUGAUAGGGUUUCUUGGUUUCUUCUUAGGACCGAUGUUCCCAGCCGCUGUUGUGGCACUUACCAAGCUGCUUCCUAAGAAGCUGCACGUGGCCGCUGUGGGGUUCGCAUGUGCAUUUGGCGCAAGCGGUGCCACGGUGUUCCCGUUUGCUGUGGGAGCUAUAGCCAGUGCAGCUGGUGUGAAGGUGCUUCAACCCAUUGUGUUGGCAGCUCUAGUACUGUGCGCGGUGGUAUGGCUGUUGAUCCCGAGGCUACCAAAGCAGAGAAUGGCUUGAACAUUUCGAGUGUCGUGGCUGUUCCUGUUGUUGGCAGAAGUACGUUGCAAGCAUCCGAAUCACUGCGAUGGCCGAACAGACUGCUGCGAAUGGUCAACAUGGAGAAAGGGAUGAGCCAAUUCGGAUUAAUGAAGCAUUGACAUCGUUGACUGACUUGGCAUCCGCAACCAAUCAGUCUGAUGCCAUACUAUUAAUAGUGAUGGGGCAAAAAGCCGUUUCAACCCGCCCGCCCAGGCUGAGAGUGAGAGUUGAUCAUCAACUAGCGUGCACGGGGUUGAUGCGAGUCAUCAGCAGGGUGCGCCACAGCCAUAUUCCAAGUUCCAGC